Molecule: messenger RNA, 1482 nt
Organism: Lytechinus variegatus (green sea urchin)
Lineage: Eukaryota; Metazoa; Echinodermata; Echinoidea; Temnopleuroida; Toxopneustidae
Product: testicular haploid expressed gene protein-like
Exons: 8
Coding region: 211-1155 (314 amino acids)
Source: RefSeq, a predicted model, not a curated record
UUCCAAGGCCCGUUACUAUGUGACGCGACCGGCUUGCUACCACGAGAGUUUGUGUACAUUUCAGAUCGACGACUUUCCACUUUCUCCAAAUUAUACUGAAAAUAAAACACUUCUUUUAUUCGUGGAUUUCGGUGGCAUAUUGCAAGGAGAAGAACAAGAAGUACUGAAAUGUCUUAUAUUUAGGACAGGCGUCGAGUGAAAAGUGUGAAAAUGGUGGACGUUCAAUACGCUCCUGUCCAGGAGAAUUCAGAUGGUCUCUCGGAGACACAAAGAGACAGAUUUUCCUACCUCUCUGAACACAAGAACUCCAAGGCAAUAUGGCUGACAAGCUUUGGGCCAAAGCUAGAAUGGGGCAACCAGGAUACUAUGUGGCCGGUCAGCAGGGGUGCCAUGACGGCCACAGCCACCCCAAGAACAGAAGAGCUGUCUUCACCCAAGAAGAACUUUAGAAGUACUAAAGAUGGCAAAAAGAAUAUCCAUGUAUACAGCUGCGGCAGAAACUCGGUCAUAUGGGAAGUGAGCCCUCUAGCAAUGAAAACAUCUCCAACAGAAAGAUUAGAGACGCUAUCAAAUUAUAAAAGACCCCCGGCAGCUUUCAAAGAAGACAGACCCAGCCAUGCCUUCAGCUGCGGUAGAAAAUCCCCUAUCUGGUACGUGAGUGAAUCCGCCAAGAAGGCCAUUGAAAAGGAACGACUGGAGUAUCUUGCCAGACCGAAGACACCCCACAGAGAUUUUGUAGAGCCAAGAGGAAUUGAAACUGUAGUAAGUGCAGGAGCAAAAAACGCCCGAGCAUCUAGUCGGAUUGAGAUGCUAGCCAGACCCAAAAGUAGGCCUCCAGGACCGUUCAGGGAACCAAAAUGGCCGGUGUCGGAUGUAGCAAAAGGAGCAAAUGCAACUCCUCGCCAGCUGGAACUGGCCAAGCCCAAGAAUGUUGCCGACGGUUACCAAGCCGAUCGCCCCGUGCAGUGGUCCAUCACCAGGGCAGCACGGCGGGCCAACGCGACCGGCCGUACCAACGAACUCUCCACACCCAUCAUGCGAGCUACCAUGGACCAUGUGCAAUUCAAUCCUGAUGCUUUCAUCGUCAGCGAAGCGGCUAAGAAAGCGCGGUGUCCGCAGAGAAUCGAGGAACUUGCCCAGCCUCUUGUUCGGUAGAGGUCAACGCACUCUUUGAAAAAAUGGCAAUUUGACCUACUAACACUCCAUUCGGACUUGCAGCUAUGUUGUGGUGCAGGGGCGAAAAUCAAUAAGCGAUGGCACUGCAUCAACUUAUCCUCAGCAGGACUUUGCAAUUUGAACAUUUGCCAGGACAUGAUGGAAAACAAAAUACCGAUGAGUUGUCAUCGAUUUUCAGAUGGAACUCGGAAACCUAUUUCAAAUGAAUUGAACAAUAUUGAGGAAGGAGAGGUUCGACUUAUAUUGGAAAAAGAGGAUUGAUGAAAGAAAACUGAAUUUAGAAUUUUACCCCAUCCACUCACCCCC